This is a messenger RNA of Meleagris gallopavo (turkey), 2244 nucleotides long. The record is from RefSeq and is a predicted model, not a curated record. Lineage: Eukaryota; Metazoa; Chordata; Aves; Galliformes; Phasianidae.
AUGGAAACCAUUGUUGAUUUGGUCCCUCCCUCUGGCAUAUACUUUCCUGUUUGCAGGGUGAAGAUAGGCAAGCUGUCAGAAUUUCUUACCACAUCUUUUCAUACUCAUCUGAGCUUCCUGGAUCCAGACUGUGAUAUAAAACUAUUUGAUGACUCUCAUGGAGGCUGUUGUAGCCCUGACAGUGAAUAUGGAGGCUAUCCAGCAGAUUUCUGUGAAAAAGAAAGCCAGGAUGAGCUGGAUCAGUAUAUAAAUGAUAUCCUACAGAGUACAGCACUGAAGUCGUAUCUACCUCCAACUUCAAAGACUGCUCAUCAGCCACUUGUGUUCAGUGCAAACCAUUCCACACAAGAGAUACUGUCAAUAAUGGCCAAGGCAAAGGGUUUGGAGAUUCCAGCUGUUUCCAUGUCUCUUCCAACUAAAGUUUUGAACACGCACCGGAAGUCUUUGAAUCUUGUUGAUAUUCCCCUUUCCUUUGAGAAAAAGGACCAUGAAAAGGUUUUGAACUUAGCUAAAGAUGCUCAUGGUGAUUUGGAUUGCAGGAAGCUUGUUGAGCAGCUGAAGGAAUGCCCAACGCUCCAUGAUCAAGCAGAUAUCUUAUAUAUCUUGCAUAUACUAAAAGGCCCUGAUUGGGAUACACAGCUGAACGGACAAUAUGGAGUCACUGUUCAUUGCCUGCUCAAUGAGCUCUACAGAAAGGCAGGCCUCAAUCAAGAAUGGGGCUUAAUCCGUUAUAUUUCUGGUAUACUUAAGAAGAGAGUGGAAGUCCUGGCAGAGGCAUGCACAGACCUCCUGUCACACCACAAGCAGCUUACAGUGGGGCUGCCACCAGAACCCCGUGAGAAAAUCAUUACCACCCCUCUGCCACCUGAGGAGCUCACAGAUCUUAUUUAUGAGGCCAGUGGCCAAGACAUCAGUAUUGCUGUCCUGACACAGGAAAUAAUUAUGUACCUGGCAAUGUAUGUCCGAUCACAGCCUAGUCUUUUCAUGGAGAUGCUCAGGCUCCGCAUUGGUCUGAUAAUUCAGGUGAUGGCCACUGAGCUGGCUCGAAGUCUGAAAUGCUCAGGUGAAGAAGCUUCAGAGAGUUUGAUGAAUCUAAGCCCUUUUGAUAUGAAAAAUCUCCUACACCAUAUUCUCAGUGGAAAAGAGUUUGGUGUGGAAAGAAGCUUGCGAGCUAUGGAUUCUUCUUCAUCUAGCCCUGCAAUUUCUAUUCAUGAAAUGGGGCAUUCUGGAGCAACAAAAACAGAAAGAAGUGGUAUUACUAAAUUGAAGAGUGAGAUGAAGCAGUUCUUUCAUGAGGGCCACUCCAUGUCCAGCAGCAUGUUCACUUCCAGGAGGAGCAGUACUCCACCAUCUCCUUCCAGUACUUCUCCCACCAGUUCCAGCAGAGACAUUAGUUGGGGUGACCGCAAAGGGCAGUGGCUGCGCAGAAGAAGGCUUGAUGGUGCCAUUAACAGAGUUCCUGUUGGCUUUUAUGAGAAAGUAUGGAAGAUUCUUCAGAAGUGCCAUGGUCUGUCCAUUGAUGGGUAUGUCCUUCCUUCUUCAACCACCAGAGAGAUGACCCCAUGUGAAAUCAAGUUUGCUGUACAUGUGGAGUCUGUGCUGAACCACGUCCCCCAGCCUGAGUACCGGCAGCUGCUGGUGGAAGCCAUUCUCGUCCUCACGUUCCUGUCUGACAUCGAGGUGAACAGCAUUGGGGGAAUCAUCCAUGUAGACCAAAUAGUGCACAUGGCCAACGACCUCUUCCUGCAGGAACUGAAAUCAUACGGAGCUACGGGUGGUAUCUUGGAGAAGGAUGUGGCCACAGGAAUUUGCCACUUCUUUUAUGACAGUGCCCCAAGUGGGGCCUAUGGGACCAUGACGUACCUGACAAAAGCCAUAAUUAUUUAUUUGCAGGAUUUCCUGCCUAGCACAGGCUGUGUGAUGCAGUAAGCAAUGUCUCACUAGGGAAAAGAGGCCAGGAAGCUCCUCCCUAUUUUGCUGCCAUGAGCUUGUUUGCUGCAUGUGUGUCAGCAGAUACACCAGUCAGUGUUAUAUUACCUGCACACCUGCCUGAGGGGGACAGGUGGGUGGAAUGUGCCCUCAUUUUAAGGGAGGGUGUGAGAAAGAGCAAAUAAAGAGGCUUAUUCUGCCUAAACUGCAUAAAUGUAAUUCGUAUUAAAUUAGCAAGAAUUAGUUCUGCCAAGGGGGAAACAGAUUACUCUGUGGAGAUCAAAAGGCAUAAUAAAACGAGGGAGCUGAAUCUCA